Molecule: messenger RNA, 1204 nt
Organism: Lactuca saligna
Lineage: Eukaryota; Viridiplantae; Streptophyta; Magnoliopsida; Asterales; Asteraceae
Source: the annotation of a GenBank genome assembly
CUUAUAUUUUACUUUCUUCCUCAUUAAUUAACUGUAAAUUUUAAAGGAUUUUAUAUUAAUUUGUUUAUACCUUGCAUCACGGGAUCGAUUCUAUAUUUCUAUAUAUAGAUGCUCUAAGGCAUAUUCCUCUUCUCAUCAUCUGAUCAUAAGUAGAUUGCAAUCAAAGGAUUUAAAAGUCUACCACAUCAUCAUCAAUGGAGAUUCCUGCUCGUUUCCUGGUUGUUUCUCUCCUUCUCUCUUGCUUUGCAACUACCGGCUACGGUGUUACCUUCACUUCCCUUAAGAGAACUCUUGAAGUCACCGCUUCACCCAAAGAGGGGCAAGUUCUCAAGGCUGGAGAUGCAGAUAUUACAGUGACAUGGGGAUUAAACCGGACAAUCCAAGCUGGGACAGACUCGGCCUACAAGACCGUAAAAGUGAAACUAUGCUAUGCACCCAUCAGUCAAAAAGACCGUUCAUGGAGGAAAACAGUCGACGAAAUGAAAAAGGACAAGACUUGUCUCGUAAAGAUUGUGGCUAAGCCAUACACUGCAUCAAACAACUCCUUUACAUGGACUGUAGAGAGAGAUAUUCCUACUGGAACAUAUUUUGUGAGGGCCUAUGCGUUCAAUGCUCAAGAUGAAGAGGUAGCCUUUGGCCAGACCACAAAUGAUAAAAAAGAGACGAAUUUGUUCCAGAUCCAAGCAAUCACAGGUCGCCAUGCAUCGCUUGACAUUGCAUCUGUCUGCUUUUCUGCCUUUUCCAUAGUCGCUUUGGCUGGUUUCUUCUACAUGGAGAAGAGUAAGGGAAAGGCAGCCCAACAGAAAUGAGAUUGUCAAUAGGGGUGCGGAUUAUCGUCCGUGUUAUUACUCCUUGCAUGUUUAAAUACAGUAAAAAAUUUGUAAUUUUGUUUUUAAUAUGGUGGUGAACUACAUGACUUAUCCUAGGGAGUGCGGAUAAAUAUAUAUAAGAUGGUUGUAAGUCAAUGGGUUAAUGAUGUUUUUUUGUUUAAAAUGGAAACGAAGAUGCUCUUUUCAUUGUUUUGAAAAUGAAUGUCACUAUGUCAAGUAACACAUGUCUUCUUUCUUUACUACCUGAUAUCUUUUUCAAUGGUUACGAGUGUCCUCUCUGCACCUAUAGAGUGGGAUUUAAGUAUUUUAUAAAUCCAAAUUAUCUAAAAAGCUUGAUAUAAGUAAAAUCACCAACAAAUGUGUAACUCACGAGG